This is a messenger RNA of Aphidius gifuensis, 1117 nucleotides long. It is a transcript of the gene elm, whose product is annotated as calcineurin B homologous protein 1. The coding region runs from base 275 to 844 and encodes 189 amino acids. The transcript is spliced from 4 exons. Gene Ontology annotation, molecular function: calcium ion binding. The record is from RefSeq and is a predicted model, not a curated record. Lineage: Eukaryota; Metazoa; Arthropoda; Insecta; Hymenoptera; Braconidae.
UUUACUGUCACUCAGUGGUCAUAUUGUUGUGAUUAUGAUUUUUUUUUAAUAAUUAAAAAUAUACAUCCAGAAAAUAAAUAAUACAUUGAUUGUGAUAUUUGCUAAUCAGUUGAACUUUGACCAUUAUUUCUUGGUAAAAAAAAAUAAAUAAAAAAAUUAAUAUGACAUUUUAAAUAAUAAUGACUAGAUACCUGUAAAGUGACUUUUGUUUUCUCGACUAAAGUGAGCUCAAUUUUUAAUAAUUAAAAUUAAAAAUAAUUAAUUAUUAUUAACAAUGGGUAAUAAAUCAAGUUUAUUAUUACGUGAAGAAGAAAUUUCACAAAUACAAGAAGCAACUGGAUUUACUCCAAAUCAAAUUGAAAGAUUAUAUUCAAGAUUUACAAGCCUUGAUCGUGGUGAUUGUGGAACAUUAAGUCGUGAAGAUUUUUUAAGAAUUCCUGAACUUGCUAUUAAUCCACUUGGUGAAAGAAUUGUUAAUGCUUUCUUUGAUGAAAGUGGAAAUGACAGAGUUAACUUUCUACAAUUUAUGCAAGUUCUUGCACUCUUUAGACCGAUCAAAAAAAAUAGUACAAAUAGACUUAAUUCAAGAAAGGAAAAGUUAAAAUUUGCAUUUAAAAUGUAUGAUUUGGAUAAUGAUGACAUGAUAUCAAAAGAUGAAUUGCUGGCAAUUUUACACAUGAUGGUUGGAGCCAACAUCAGUGAAGAACAACUAACGAGUAUUGUUGAACGAACAAUUUUAGAAGCUGAUGAAAAUGGUGACAAUAUGAUAUCGUUUGAUGAAUUUUGUAAAGUUCUUGAUAGAACAGAUGUCGAACAAAAAAUGUCAAUAAGAUUCCUCAGUUAAUCACAAUUAAAACAACAAAAUUACUGGCUUUUUUUUUUUAAAUAUUAGAUUAAUUAUUGUAAAUAGAAAUUUGAUGUUUAUAUAUUAUUUUUUUAAAUGGUAAACUCUUGUCAAUUUUUGUCUAUUAAAUAGAUUAUUAAUUGACUCAAAUGGUUGUACAUUAUAUUUAUCAACAAUUAAUAAUUAUUAUUUUAUUGUCAAAAUAAAUAUGUACUUAGAUUAAAUGCUAAUUGAAAAAAGGGAAAAAUAAAAUUUAUUAAUUAUCAAUGAAAA